UAUUUUUUGCUGCAUUGGGUCUUCGUUGCUGCAUGCGGGCUGCUCUUCAUUGCGGUGUGCGGGCUUCUCAUUGCAGUGACUUCUCUUGUUGUGGAGCACGGGCUCUAGGCACCCAGGCUUCAGUAGUGUGGCACGCAGGUUCAAUAGUUGUGGCUCACAGGCUUAGUUACUCUGCAGCAUGUGGGAUCUUCCCGGACCAGGGCUCAAACCCAUGUCCUCUGCAUUGGCAGGCGGGUUCUUAACCUCUGUGCCACCAGGGAAGCCCGAGAUGAUGACUUUUGGUAGUGAAGUUGAGUUGAUGAAAGUUGCCAGGGCACAUCCAAAGGCCAAGUUGGUUUUGCGGAUUGCCACUGAUGAUUCCAAAGCAGUCUGUCGCCUCAGUGUCAAAUUUGAUGCCACACUCAAAACCAGCAGGCUUCUUUUGGAAUGGGCGAAAGAGCUAGAUAUUGAUGUCAUUGGUGUCAGCUUCCACGUGGGAGGUGGUUGUACUGAUCUGGAGAUCUUUGUGAAGGCCAUCUCUGAUGCCCACUGUGUCUUUGACAUGGGAGCUGAGGUUGGUUUCGACAUGUAUCUGCUUGAUAUUGGUGGUGGCUUUCCUGAAUCUGAGGAUGUAAAGCUUAAAUUUGAAGAGAUCACCAGUGUAAUCAACCCAGCGUUGGACAAGUAUUUUCCAUCAGACUCUGGAGUGAGAAUCAUAGCUGAGCCAGGCAAAUACUAUGUUGAAUCAGCUUUCAUGCUAUCAGUUAAUAUCAUUGCCAAAAAACUCGUAUUAAAGGAACAGACAGGCUCUGAUGAUGAAGAUGAGUCAAGUGAACAGACAUUUGUGUAUUAUGUGAAUGAUGGAGUAUAUGGAUUAUUCAACUGCAUCCUCUACGAAAACGCACAUGUGAAGCCUCUUCUGCAGAAGAGACCCAAACCAGAUGAGAAGUAUUAUUCAUCCAGCAUCUCGGGACAGACCUGUGAUGGCCUGGAUUGCCUGGUUGAGCACUGUAACUUGCCCGAGAUGCAUGUGGGCAAUUGGAUGCUCUUUGAGAACAUGGGUGCUUACACUGUCGCUGCUGCUAACACUUUCAGUGGAUUCCAGAGACCGACCAUCUACUAUGUGAUGUCAGGGCCAACAUGGCAUCUGAUGCAGCAAAUCCAGAACCACGAUUUCCCACCCAGCAUAGAGGAGCAAGAUGUUGGCACUGUGCCUGUGUCAUGUGCUUGGGAGAGUGGAAUGAAAUGGCACCCAGCAGCCUGUGCUUCAGCUCCUAUUAAUGUGUAGAUACCAUUCCUGUAGCUGUUAACUGCGAGUUUAGCUUGAUUUAAGGGUUUGGGGGGGACCAUUUAACUUAAUUACUGUGAGUUUUGAGAUGUCUAUAUGAAUAGGGUUGGCACAGAUGCAACAAUGUGGAAGACUAGGCGAUGGGGUCACACUUAUCUGUGUUCCUAUGGAAACUAUUUGAAUAUUUGUUUUAUAUGGAUUUUUAUUCACUUUUCAAACAUGCUACUAAAGCAUGCCCCUCAA
Messenger RNA from Orcinus orca (killer whale), 1510 nucleotides. RefSeq names its product ornithine decarboxylase-like. Bases 179 to 1267 code for a protein of 362 amino acids. Gene Ontology annotation, cellular component: cytoplasm. Gene Ontology annotation, molecular function: ornithine decarboxylase activity. NCBI's taxonomy places the organism in Eukaryota, Metazoa, Chordata, Mammalia, Artiodactyla, Delphinidae. The record is from RefSeq and is a predicted model, not a curated record. The transcript has a single exon.